Messenger RNA from Aphanomyces astaci, 3831 nucleotides. RefSeq lists its product as hypothetical. The record is from RefSeq and is a predicted model, not a curated record. Lineage: Eukaryota; Oomycota; Saprolegniomycetes; Saprolegniales; Verrucalvaceae. Gene Ontology annotation, molecular function: voltage-gated potassium channel activity. Gene Ontology annotation, biological process: potassium ion transport; transmembrane transport. The coding region runs from base 82 to 3831 and encodes 1249 amino acids. The transcript has 20 exons. Gene Ontology annotation, cellular component: membrane.
CACAAUCCGGCAUAUCGCCGUCGCGUGCCAUCCCGAGCGACCUGCCCUUGCAUUUCUUCUUGUCACCAAGGCAGUCCUUUCAUGUCUGCCGAAGAGCAUCCGCCGGCGUUACCUGCGGUCCCCUCGACCGCCAUCGGCGGUGGUGCUACUGCCCCGGUCGUGAGAUCCACGCCCGAGAGAGCCGCCAAGAUUCUCCUGCACGCGCUUGCCAAAAAGUAUGCUGCGUCGGGCGAGAACAGCGCCGCCAGAACCCCCGAGGAGCUGGUGCGGCAGUCGAUGGCCAACCCACGGGGCAAGCAACUGUGGGCAAAAGUCCGCGAAAACAUCUCGGUGCUCGUGCCGCCCAAGCACAACGUCCGGUACCGCCGGUCGCUGACGCCGCCGCUCAUGUUUGACCCAGACUCGGACACAAAGAUCAAGUGGGAUUUGGGUCUGGCGCUGUGCGUGCUCUACACGACAUGCGUGGUGCCCGUGCGCAUCAGCUUUGGCAUCGAAGCCAGCGGGUUCAUCUCGGUGUUUGAGAUCGUGAUCGACGUCUUGUUCUUUCUCGACAUUGCGUUUAGUUUUCGUACAGGCAUUGUCAACCCCACCACUGGCCUCGUAUACUACAACAAGACCCAAAUCGCACAAUCGUACUUACGGGGGUGGUUCCUCGUCGACUUUGCGUCGACCAUGCCAUUGGAAAGUAUCGUGAAAAUCAUGUACCCUGACACGUCCACCAACACUCUGCAGACGGCCAAAAUAUUCCGCGGACUCAAACUCGUGAGACUGCUCAAGCUUGUGCGCAUUCGAAAGAUUGGCAACAUGAUUUCGAAAUUCGAAGAAGAGGUGUUUGCCAACCAAAGCGUGCUGUCGUUGGUGAAAAUUCUGCUGUUUUUGCUCUUUCUCGCACAUUUGGUCGCGUGCGUGUGGUUCUACGUCGCCCAAGCCUCCCCAUAUUCGUGGGCGUUGGCGAUGGGGUACAUGUCCAACGAUCACAACCACCAGUUGACUUUGCAGUACUUGAGCUCUUUAUACUGGGCUAUUGUCACCAUGACUACGAUUGGAUAUGGAGACAUCAUCCCCAAAACCAAAACCGAACUGAUCAUCGCCAUGUCCGUCAUGGUCAUCGGCGUAUCCAUGUUUGGGUAUGUGAUUGGAAAUAUCACGGCGCUCGUGGAUAAUAUCAACGCGUCCGGUCGCAUGCAAACGGAGCGCCUCACCAGUCUCAAGGAAUAUGUGAUGGUGCGCAACUUGCCCAAACAAACAUCCAAGCGAGUGUUGGACCAUUUCGAGUACUUUUACAGCCAUCGCUCCGUUUUUGACGAAGAAGCCAUCUUGAACAAUCUCCCGACUGUGAUGCGAAAUGAAGUGGUGCACCAUGUGCUCAACAAGUUCAUUUCGAGGAUUGACUUCUUGGCGGAAUUUCACGAGGGCCUGGUCAGUGACAUGGCGGUUGCCAUGAAUCCGUUUUUUUGCAUCAAAGACGAAGCCGUGUACUUGCAAAAUGAGAUUGCUGUUCACGUGUUUUUCCUUACAAAAGGCACUGUGUCGUUGGUCAAGUCGUAUCCGAACCAACUUGCCGACACCACGCUCAUGACUUUGACGGGAGGUCAGCAUUUCGGCGAAGUAGAACUAUACCAUCAAGUCUAUGGCCAGGGAGUGCGGUUGUCGUGCGCAGUUGCAAAAACGUACUGCCAACUCACGUUUAUGUCUCGUCAAGUGAUUGAGAACAUUGGCCACACGUGGCCUGAAAUCUUGGACCAUUUUCGACUGAAUUCUAUCUCCAAGGUGAAACGGAUGAGUAAACGCGGCUGCCUCGACAACUACAGCCCCGACGUACCUCCAACGGCAUCCACCUCGACGAAUUCUAUGAUAACCGACGAUGGAAAUGUGAAAAAGCACCCAUUUGACGCCAACCACGCGUGGCACCACCAUCUGCUCGCGGCAUCAUUGCGCAAGGGCGUGCCUGUGAAACCCACAGACGACAGCUCAUCCAGCGACGACAACGACGACGACGACGACCAGCAGCACCAUGACAUGAUGGACAAGCACCACCACUCGGAGCGAGAGCUCCACAACACCACCGCGCACACGACGUACGUCGAAACGAGGCGUUCGAGUACCGUGCGCGAGCCCAACCUCAUGUCGCGCCCCAUGUUGAAUGAAAAACGGGUUGCCCACAACGCGUACGUGUUGCACCCCCAAGACACGAUGAUUGCGAAUUGGCAGAUGGCGGUGGGCUCCGCAAUCAUUUACUCGACGUUUUUGGUCCCGUAUCGCAUUGGCUUUGACACCGACCCUCCCGACGACGAGCUGUCGCUCGAUAUGAUCGUAGACAUUGUGUUUGGCCUGGAUAUUCUGCUCACGUUUCGGCUGGCGUUUCACAACGCAGAUCGCGUGCUUAUAUGCGACGCUGCGACCAUCGGCACGACGUACGUCAAGGGCUGGUUCUGCAUCGAUGUGCUGUCGACGAUGCCUGUCGACACAAUCGUGGGGUAUUUUACCACUGCGUCGUCUAAAGUGCUCAAGUCCACCAAGUUGCUGCGCGUAUUUCGCGUCGCCAGACUGUUCAAGCUUGUCCGAUUGCUUAAACUCGGCAAAGUCUUUAAACGCGUGCGCGAUUCGAUUCAGUUGAGUCCGUCCACGGAGCGACUGCUCAAGUUGGUCAUGAUUAUGAUCUGCUUUGGGCACUGGUGUGCAUGCAUCUUUCACUGGAUCAUGCUGUUUGAAGAAGAGUUCGGCCUGCGGACGUGGUGCACAGACUACUUCUUUCCGUACGACGAAGACCCGGGCGCAUGUUCCUUCCGAGUACCGUCGGAAGAUCGAUACGUGGCAGCCAUCUAUUGGGCGUUCACGACCAUGACAACUGUGGGAUACGGAGACAUAAAGCCGUUCAAGUUUUCUGUGGCUGAGAUGACGUUCGCCGUGAUCUGUCUCAUGCUCAACUCGACAGUGUACGCGUACGUUGUGAGUGGCAUCAUCGAUGUCAUUUACAAUUACAACCCGAGCGAUCGAGAGUACCGCGCGAGGAUGAAUGACAUGAAGGAUUACGUGCGCGACACGGCCAUGAGCGUCCGACUUAGUAACAACGUCAAGUGCCACUACGACUUCUUACUUAGCACCACAUGUUUGUUUCCCGAAGAGCAGAUCUUCAAUCAAUUGCGACCGAGCCUUCGCUUUGACGUGGCUCGCCUCGUGGCCAGCAACACAAUCAUGACCAUCAACAUCAUCGCAUCGAUGGAAAAGAAAUACAAAGGAUUUGUCAGCUACGCUUUGUUUCUGUUGCGGCCGCAGUUUAUCCUCCGAAGCGAGCGCGUGUGCCGCAGUGGCAGCCCUGGCACGGAAAUGUUUUUCCUCAUCGAAGGCGAGUGCGAGCAAAUGGACCAAGAUAACCACAACGUCCGCGUGUUGGGAGAGGGGACAUUAUUUGAAGCAUAUGCGUUGCUGGCACCCCCAGAAGAGCACUACCGUAUGCAAAGCACCGUCACCGCCCUCACGCCAACGUGCCAGCUGUACUCGUUGUCGGUGCACGAGUUUGAGUCCAUAGCCGACUUGUCACCUGCGAUUUCGGUGAAUUUGGCGUACGAGUUUGCGAAAUCGAUCCUCCAAGAUGACUUUUUGACGUUGAACGACGAACAAGAGGCCGUGGUGUUGGGGGCAAUUGAACGCAAGAAGACGCUGCACCCCGAGGGUUUGAACUACGGUCCUCUCACCAACAUGGCUAAGGUGGCGAUGGCCAAGCUGCGCAUUGUCAAAGGAAGCGUGCUCCCUGAAAACGUCAAAGAAGCGAUGAAAGGGGUCAUGUCCAAGACCAAGCACACGCUGGGGCUGGCGUCGGGGGCGUCGUAA